CCUCAGCAGACUAAGCACAACAAGGCCGACAUGACCUGGCAACGGACUAUCGCAACGGCGAACACAGAUCACAGGCAACCGAACGGAUAAAGGUAGAGAAGUGUGAGAUUAAGCUCUCUUCAAAUCAUUAAACCCGAGCGUGAGGAGGAAGACGACAAAAAAGCUCCCAAAAUGCUGCUUCUUUUCUCCCAUUUCAAAACUACUAUCCCUUCAGCUCAGUGCUACCACCAUUGCUGAAUAGAUUUGGUACAUAAAAGCUGAGAGGAAGACGCAGGAGAAGCAAAGAUGUCAUUUUGGGAUGCUUCCUUCCUCACAAAACAAACGCCCAUCUUCGAUCUCCAUCUCUGGGUAAUCAUCGCCAUCUCCGUAGGCGCUGCCAUUGUCAUCAUCCUCUUCCUCCUCUCCCUCUUCCUCACAUUCCGUCGCUCUUUCCAUAAACCCCUCAAAUCCCGCCUCCAAAACAUCAGUCCUCCCAUCUCCAAAGAAAUCCUCGAAAUCGCGCGCCACAAUUCCCAGAACUCCCUCACCGAGAUUCAUGUCAAAGAUCACCGCGUCGAUUUAUCUGACCAUCUGCGGCGGCCACCGUCGCCAUCGACGGCGAGUGGGGAGAGCCGGAGCGCCACUUCCGAUGUGAUGAUUUCGCCUAAAAUGGUUGGGGGGCUGCCGGAGGUUUCGCAUCUGGGAUGGGGCCAUUGGUAUACGCUUCGGGAGUUGGAGGAAGCAACCGGACGGUUCUGCGAUGAGAAUGUGAUAGGAGAGGGAGGGUAUGGCAUUGUCUACCGUGGGGUUUUGGCUGAUAACACUGUUGUUGCCGUCAAGAAUCUUCUGAACAACAGGGGCCAAGCUGAAAAGGAGUUCAGAGUAGAGGUUGAAGCAAUUGGGCGCGUUAGGCAUAAAAAUCUGGUCAGAUUGCUUGGCUACUGCGCUGAAGGAGCCCAUAGGAUGCUGGUUUAUGAGUAUGUAAACAAUGGUAAUUUGGAUCAGUGGCUUCAUGGGGAUUUGGGGGAUGUGAGUCUAUUGACCUGGGAAAUCAGGAUGAACAUAAUCCUUGGAACUGCUAAAGGCUUGGCAUACCUUCAUGAAGGUCUAGAACCAAAAGUUGUUCACAGAGAUGUGAAAUCUAGCAACAUAUUGCUCGACCGACAGUGGAACUCUAAAGUAUCCGACUUCGGUCUUGCCAAGCUUUUGUGCUCAGAGAGGAGUUAUGUGACGACGCGAGUGAUGGGGACAUUUGGCUAUGUGGCACCUGAAUAUGCCAGUACUGGAAUGUUGAAUGAGAGAAGUGAUGUGUACAGCUUUGGGGUUUUGAUCAUGGAGAUCAUAUCAGGAAGAACUCCCGCUGAUUACUCGAGGCCUCCUGGAGAGGUCAGUUUGGUUGAGUGGUUGAAAAUUUUGGUUGGAGAACGAAGAUCGGAGGAGGUCAUCGAUCCUAGGAUAUUGGAGAAGCCUCCUUCCAAAUCACUCAAACGGGCACUUCUAGUUGCCCUACGUUGUGUUGAUCCUGAUGCAGUCAAAAGACCAAGAAUGGGGCAUGUAAUCCACAUGCUUGAAAUGGAGGAGCUAUUUAGAGAGGAUCGAAAGUCCAUUCUCUGACGACAAAAUACAAAAGAAUAUGGAAGUUGAGCAGGCCUGAAGAUCAAACCAGGUGGAGCUAACAAAUUAGGUAUUGUUAGGUUAAGGAGAUUUUUCUUAUGGUUGUAUUUGGACAUAUCAAAAUUAGUUCAUUGUUGGCUUUUUGACCCUGGUUUUUUCCUCUGUCUCUUUGAGGUAAGGAUCCAUUAGAGGAAUCAUUCAUUUUGUUUUAAUUGUAGCAUAGCAAAAACUUCUUUUAAUUUGUUAAUGCUCAAGUCAAAUAUUUU
Molecule: messenger RNA, 1859 nt
Organism: Dendrobium catenatum
Lineage: Eukaryota; Viridiplantae; Streptophyta; Magnoliopsida; Asparagales; Orchidaceae
Product: probable serine/threonine-protein kinase At1g01540
Exons: 7
Coding region: 286-1593 (435 amino acids)
Biological process (GO): protein phosphorylation
Molecular function (GO): ATP binding; protein kinase activity
Source: RefSeq, a predicted model, not a curated record